Molecule: messenger RNA, 770 nt
Organism: Pseudonaja textilis
Lineage: Eukaryota; Metazoa; Chordata; Lepidosauria; Squamata; Elapidae
Gene: CALM3
Product: calmodulin 3
Cellular component (GO): myosin II complex
Molecular function (GO): calcium ion binding
Source: RefSeq, a predicted model, not a curated record
CGGAGGCGGCCGUUGGCGGAGGGAUCCGGCGCGCGCAGUGAGGCUCCGUGAAGCGGCCCUCGGUGCGUCCCCGGCUGGUGCGCCUCCUGCCUCCCUCGCGACGCCGUUGCUGCCUUCGAAGCCUCCGGACGCCGCUGACGCCGCCUCGCCGAGCCGGAUCCGACAAUGGCUGACCAGCUGACUGAAGAACAAAUUGCAGAAUUCAAGGAGGCCUUCUCCCUCUUUGACAAGGAUGGCGAUGGCACCAUCACCACCAAGGAGCUGGGCACCGUGAUGAGGUCUCUGGGGCAGAACCCCACCGAGGCCGAACUGCAAGACAUGAUUAACGAGGUGGAUGCGGAUGGCAAUGGCACCAUCGACUUCCCUGAAUUCCUCACCAUGAUGGCGAGGAAGAUGAAGGACACUGACAGCGAGGAGGAGAUCCGGGAAGCCUUCCGGGUGUUUGACAAGGAUGGGAACGGCUACAUCAGCGCUGCCGAGUUGCGCCACGUGAUGACGAACCUCGGCGAGAAGCUGACGGAUGAAGAAGUGGACGAGAUGAUCCGGGAAGCCGAUAUUGACGGAGACGGGCAGGUCAACUAUGAAGAGUUUGUGCAGAUGAUGACCGCAAAAUGAAGCCCGCAGACGGAGUGGCUGGCAAGGCCCGUUUUCUCCUUCGAUAACUUUUCUCCCACACUCACUCUCUACUUAAGCAACCUGGUUCUCUAAGCAAACAAAUCGGCUGUCGAAAAAAUCUGACCAAGCAGUUAAAAAGUUGGAAAAAAAAAAAA